Messenger RNA from Callithrix jacchus (white-tufted-ear marmoset), 5623 nucleotides. NCBI's taxonomy places the organism in Eukaryota, Metazoa, Chordata, Mammalia, Primates, Cebidae. The record is from RefSeq and is a predicted model, not a curated record.
GAGCGAGAGAGAGAGAGAGAGAGAGAGAGAGAGAGAGAAAGGGGCGGGGGAUAACCUCUUUACUCCCCCCAGGGAAGACAGCAAGAAGAGGAGAAGAAUGGGGGGGAUACGUGGGGGGUAGAAAAAUACGUGACAAAGAAAACAUUCUCUGCCUGGGAGGAGACUCUUUAAGGGUGUAGAGCUAGAGGGAGCAUUCACUGGCCAUGCCAGUAGUUACCACUGAUGCUGAGUCAGAAACAGGUAUCCCAAAAUCCCUUUCCAAUGAGCCUCCCUCAGAAACCAUGGAGGAAAUAGAGCACACAUGCCCACAGCCUCGACUGACCCUGACGGCACCUGCUCCAUUUGCUGAUGAAACCAACUGUCAGUGCCAAGCACCCCAUGAAAAACUGACCAUUGCUCAGGCCCGCUUAGGAACACCAGUGGACAGGCCUGUCAGAGUAUACGCCGAUGGAAUAUUUGACCUCUUCCACUCGGGUCAUGCAAGGGCCCUUAUGCAAGCAAAAACCCUGUUUCCCAACAGCUAUUUGUUGGUAGGAGUUUGCAGUGAUGAUCUCACCCACAAAUUCAAAGGUUUCACUGUGAUGAAUGAAGCGGAGAGAUACGAAGCUCUCAGACACUGCCGCUAUGUAGAUGAAGUAAUCAGAAAUGCUCCCUGGACACUCACGCCAGAGUUUCUGGAAAAACACAAGAUUGACUUUGUGGCUCAUGAUGACAUUCCGUAUUCCUCUGCUGGCUCUGAUGAUGUUUACAAGCACAUAAAGGAAGCAGGUGAGGCAUUCCCCUGUGCCCACCUGGAUGUUGUUCCAACACAGAGAACAGAAGGCAUCUCAACAUCGGACAUCAUUACCAGAAUUGUUCGUGACUAUGAUGUUUAUGCACGACGCAACCUCCAGAGAGGGUAUACGGCCAAGGAACUGAAUGUCAGCUUUAUAAAUGAGAAGAGGUACCGUUUCCAGAACCAGGUGGACAAAAUGAAGGAAAAAGUCAAGAAUGUGGAGGAAAGGUCAAAGGAAUUUGUGAACAGAGUGGAAGAAAAGAGCCAUGAUCUAACAAAGUGGGAAGAGAAGUCAAGGGAAUUUAUUGGCAACUUCCUAGAAUUGUUUGGACCUGAUGGAGCAUGGAAGCAGAUGUUCCAGGAGAGGAGCAGCCGGAUGCUGCAGGCCUUAUCCCCGAAGCAAAGUCCUGUGAGCAGCCCAACCCGGAGCCGGUCCCCUUCCCGCUCCCCCUCGCCCACCUUCUCAUGGCUCCCGCUCAAAACCUCACCCCCUUCCUCACCCAAAGCAGCCUCAGCCUCCAUCAGCAGCAUGAGCGAGGGGGAUGAGGAUGAGAAGUAGAGGCUGCUGGCAGGCAAGAGCCACACCACAUAGGAUGGGGAGGAGGGCGAGGGUCACAGCGGGUACCUGGGUGGUGUUUGAAGGGUGAUAGUCACAGGAGCUGCAGCUCAGCAGGGAGACCCUGAACUCUGCUAAGGGAAGGUCUUGGGACCAGUUCUCGCUCUCCGUACAGCUCAGGAGUUGGGAGAGGCACGGAGAUUUUGAGCGGGACAACCUACACAAACCUUCUUAGCAUCAUCUAGAAUCACUCUAACCUUGCUAAGAAAGGAUGCAGAGUGCCGCAGAGAGACUUGCACUGAUGGGGAGUGACUUCUGCUUUGGUCCUUCUACCCACCCCCACCAAGUAAACCACCUGUGGAAGCAGCUGUUCCCUCAGCCUGCUACUUCUGCCUCUGUAAGUUUCCUGCACGUUGCCUCCCACCACCCCAGCUCUUCCAGAAUAAAACUGUUUCCAAUAGAGGGGGCAAAGUGCUUCUAAAAUAGUCAAAGACAAAUUCCAAGCUUCUUAGUCAAGCCACUGAACCUGAUGUUGGAACGCAUCAACUCCUUCCAGUUCCAUGAACGUGGCUCAUAGACAAAGCCUUGCUUUAGGCCAGUUCUCAAAGGUCAUCUAGUGUGAACCUUAACUUUUUAUUCAAAGGACAGUGUUGUCAAGAACUCCACGUAAGGCCUGACGUGCUCCUGGUUGUACUUUCUCAUCAUUGGUUUCACUGCAUUGUUUUGCAGAAAUUACCUUAAUCUGUGGGAACUGCAACACAGAAAAACUUCCUAAUAUGUAAAAAAAAAAGAGGAGCUGCUUUGCUUUGGCUCCAAGUUGAGCAGACAAGAAAUGUCUCCUGAAGCUUCUCCUUAAAGGAUGCUAUUAUGGAAUGGCUUUUCCCAUUUCCGACCAGUUAACAGUUUCAUAGACCUCAAGUAACAGUUUGAGGCAUCAAACAUAGUAUACCGAUGGGGGUGCUACCUGCACGUAUCUGUUCUAUGUAUGCUCCAGUAUAUCAUCCCCAGGUGUAUCCCAUGUGCAAUAUGAAUAUAUAGUGGUGGCAUUUUAUAAUAGACCCCGCUCCCGCUCUCCACCCUAAUACUCCUCUGAAAUCCUUGGUCUCAAGAACCAUCUGUUCUCUGGUGACUUGGGUACUUUGUCAAGUGCAUCCCAGAUUCCUGUGGAAAUGUUUUAUCACAACCAGGAAAUGAGUAUGUUGUUCUUGUGGCCUCCUGUAACAUUUUUGGGUGAAGGAGAACUCUGAAGACCUUUUACAGAGAACUCUGGGCUCAGUUAUGAUCUUAGCAUCUGAGUGGUCUAGGUAGUAGCAUCAUUAUCUCUGGCCCUAGGUUUGCUAAGUGGGAUGAGGACUCUAGGUGUUCCUGCUUGAGUUGUCCAAAGCUCCUGCUCCUUAGUCACCUGUGUGAAAUGAGCAGGGAGAGUUAAGAUCUGGAGCCAAACUCUUUGGGUUAUUGUCCGGGUAUGCCAGUCAAGUCAGAGACAGAGCUGGGGGCUUGUCUAUCACAAGAGAUUCUGAGCUCUGCCUACAAGUUGUUGGCUUGGGCCUCUAUUUUCAGAGAGGAUGAAACGCCCCUUUCCAGCUGGUUCCCUGGGAAUCAGCCUUCUAUGUGACAAGGGAGCAACCAAUGAAGGAAAGCGGCAUCUUUCCCCUUUGUGUUGGGGUUGAACUACCUCCCUACCCACCAGGAGAUGAAUGCUGUCUGCUGGGAAGGAAAACUAUGAGGCUAAGCUGGCCUGGAACCUCUUUGUUCUUGGCACUUUCUUUCUCCAGGACUCUGUGAAGCACUCAUGUGGGACAGAGAACUGGCAGGAACAUGGCGUGUGAGGAAGAAAACUUCCUUUUGCAGUCAAAGCCCACCUAGAAUAUUGCUCUUCAGAGAGGGACAAGGGCCCCAUUCUUCCAUUGUGUCCAUUUGGUCCCUGUCUUCCAUCACACACUCAGGUCAAACCAUGCACGUUAGUCUGCCAUCCAUUUGAGUUAGUUGGCACUUGCAGCUGUAAAGGAUGAGGCCAUCUGGGCAAGGGAAGGUGGUGGGAACAAGGGAAGAGAACAGAAGGAAAGAAGUUCCUGGAGGGAGGAAAGGAGGAUAAAAAAUAUCUGCUCCCCUUAAUCCAUUUCAGGACCUCACUUUAUAGGUGAGACUCUCUUGGGAAGGCCUUUUGUGUCCCCACGCCAUGGCCCAUGGCAGAUAGGAUACACUUUUACCUGAAUUCUGCACUCUGGAGCAAAUACUCUAUUAGGGUGACUAUACAUUUGCAGGUCUUAUAUGCCAUACUGACAGGUGCCACUUAUGUGACUCAUCAGAUAAUGUCACCAUUGCUGCCAAUUAUGGGAAACAACCAAUGCCUCUUCCAGGGAUGGGCCCAAACCACACAUAAAUGGGUUCUAAAUCUCACCCUCCUAACCUGCAGUGAGCUCCCCAACACCAAACCCUCUUGAGGCUGCAAGUCUACUGAGAAGGAAUGGGGAGGAUUCUGCAACCCAACUUUUGAUAUUUCUUGGCCAUCUUUUAGCCUUUCACAGCCCCUACCCCCACACCACCUUCCCGCUCCCAGGUGGAGACCCGGUUGCAUUUUGUUAGGGCUGGCUGGUCAACCAUAAUGGCCAAGGUGAGUUAAGGCUGGAAUGAGAAAUAUGGGAAGGGUGCUCCAAGCUUGGAGGGGUAAGCAAGAAUGACACAAAGCAAGGGAAGAGAUUCUUUUUGCCCUAGUGAGGAAAGGAAACUUCAGACUGAGGAGGGCUAGAGGAAGCUACAUAGGACUGCAGAAUAGGGCAGCUUAUGAAGAUGGGAGAAAGUGGGACUGAAGUAUUAGGGGAAUGGGAAGGUAGUAAUUUUCCGCUCCUUUCCUUCCUUCCUUCCCUCCCUCCUUCCUUCCUUUCCUCCCUCCUCCCUCCCUUCCUCCCCUCCUUCCUUUCUUUUCUUUCCUUCCUUCUUCCUCCCUCCAUCCCUCUCUCUUUUGUUUCUUCUCUCUCUCUCUCUCUCUCUCUCUCUCUCUCUCUCUCUCUCUCUCUCUCACACACACACACACACACACACACACACACACACACAGUUUUUGAGGCAGAGUUUCACUCUUGUUGCCUAGGCUGGAGUGCAGUGGUGCCAUCUUGGCUCACUGCAGCUUCUGCUUCCCGGGUUCAAGGGAUUUUUCUGCCUCAGCCUCCCAAGUAGCUGGGAUCAUAGGCACCUGCAACUACACCCAUCUAAUUUUUGUAUUUUUAGUAGAGUCAGGGUUUCACCAUGUUGGCCAGGCUGGUCUCGAACUUCUGACCUGAGAUGACUCACCUGCCCUGGCUUCCCAAAGUACUGGGAUUACAGGCAUGAGCCGAUUUUCCGCUCCCCUUCAAGUGUUAACUCGCCCCCUAACAGACGAAGAGGUAAGGGUUCCUUUUACACACAACCAAGGUUAGCAAAUGCCCAUGAAAGAUGUGGGGGUCCCUGCCUCUCUAGCUGUUUCAUUUCAGCACUUCUACAUUAGCUGCUUAUGGGGAUGCUAAAAUCAACUGAUCACCCCUCCACCAGCUAAGAAACAGGGGUGAAAUUCCUGUGCCGCAGUCAUGCUGAAUGACUUACUUCUGGCAAGCAUGCUCCUGUGUGUCAGGACCUUACCAAGGCAAAGGAACUCCAGCCUCAAGAGGAGCAGGACACGAGACAUUGGCCUGGCCUCUGACCUGGUCUGAGUGGAAGAGACACAGCUUAGGGAUUUCAGUUUUGCUCCAUGCCUUAGGCUACUAGAUACUGUGAUUUCACCCCCUGAGGGAGGGACAGGAAGAGCACAGAUUUAUUUUCUCUCCAUCUUCAGUACUUAUUUUAGCAUCUAGUCAUACCCCAGGGAGAGAUGCGAGACAGUGUCACCGGCUCAGCUGAAGCAGAUGAGCCUGUCUCUAGCAGAGAUGUGCCUGAUUUUUAGGCAUCCAUUCAGCAUUAGCGUUGGCUAUCAGAUUUUUUAAAAAGAAAUAGCUCAUGAGGCAUUUGCAACUUAUUUCUAGUUUUUUUUCUGUUGUGUCACUGCAGUGUGUCCAGGGACAAAGCCAUAACUAGAGCAUACAUACUUAAGACUAUGCUGUACAUAGAAGACAAGAUGAUGACUCAUCUGGGUUAAAGCAUGACCUUAUGCCCAAGCAUUUGCUCUGGUGCUGAAUAAUGCAAACUACUGGAAUCAACCUCCCCCAACUCUGUGUGUCCCCUGCGCCCCACCCCCGCCACCGCACUCCUAUCCCAUUCUUGCUCUCAAAUGGACCACACCAUUCUCAACUUGUUUAUAAAUAAAGUGAUGCAGAAUUGCA